Messenger RNA from Fraxinus pennsylvanica, 684 nucleotides. The record is from the annotation of a GenBank genome assembly. Lineage: Eukaryota; Viridiplantae; Streptophyta; Magnoliopsida; Lamiales; Oleaceae.
AUGUUCCUCUCCCAAUUACCAUACGCCCUUGUACAGAACUACACUAAUUUUCUCAGCUCAAAUGCUUCCCCAAACCAAAUUUCCCACUUCGAUUUUCCCAGGCCUUCAUUUCUACCAUUAAAACCAAUCACCGUGCAAUCCUUAAAGCCAUUAAGAACAAACCCAUGUCACAGUUUUUUAAUCCAGCCUUUGAAAUGCUCAGUUUUUGUAGUUUCUAAGCUAACAAACUUGGAAUUUACCAGCAAUCCCAAGCCUUUUCCUGCUAAGGUUUCGAGGACUAUUAAGGAAUUUUCUUCCGUGGGCACUUUUUCUUCUUUCAGUCAAGAGGGUUGGUCUCUAGGAUUUGGCGUUCGCUUUGCAGUUGACCUAAAUGGGACUCCAAUUUUGUGCUUGAAUGAGUCCAAUUGGAAACUUUUCGUGGAUAAGAAGUGCAGUCUUCGUGUUCAGCUAGAGCAAUUUGGAUUGCGGAGACAUUGCGGAGUUCAUCUUCUCUUUAUCAGAAAAAUGCAAAGUCUGCAACAACUGAUGAAGGUUUAUAAUCAAACUUCAUCCUCUCAAAAUUCCUCUCCCUUUCCCACUUCAUUGCGUCGUUUGCCGUCGGUGCAAGCCACCGCAAAAUCGCCGCCAUUGCAUCUCUCCACCCGGCAGCCAACAACUUAUCUUCCUCCGCAGCAUUUAGUAUAA